Ilex paraguariensis (yerba mate) is the source of this 1736-nucleotide messenger RNA. NCBI's taxonomy places the organism in Eukaryota, Viridiplantae, Streptophyta, Magnoliopsida, Aquifoliales, Aquifoliaceae. The record is from the annotation of a GenBank genome assembly.
AGAGAGAGAGAGAGAGAGAGAGAGUCUAUGAAGAUGAAUAUCUACGUGUGAGUCAUAAUCAUUCAUUCAUACACCCCAAAACUUUCACUUUCUCCAAAUAAUCCCCCCUUUUUAUAAUUUUCUUUCCAAAUAGAUAAUAUUUCUGUAGAUAGCAAUAUUAUGUGUGGUGCUCGUAAUAGCUAAGCAGGUACAUACAAAUUCUCAUUUCCCACUAGCAUUUGCUUAAUGUCCAUAGGAGCCCAUUUUCCAUAAGCUCCAACUUUCUCAUAACUUUCUAAUUCUCCUCCUCCUUCACACCACACUCCCAACACAGAGAAGACACAACAGCCUAGAAAGGAUUUCUCAUUUCCUCCUCCAGUUUUCCACAUCUGAGACAUAAAGGUACACUAUGAGGGCAUCAUUCUCUUGCAAACAAGCAGCACAACCCCUAGUGAACUUCCCAGGGGGGCUCAGAAUGGAACCUUUCAAUCCGUGGCGCCAAAAGGACAAGGUGGUGAUAGUGAUGGGAGCCACGGGCACCGGAAAAUCGAGACUUUCCAUUGACCUAGCCACCCGUUUUCAGGCGGAGAUCAUAAAUUGUGAUAAAAUGCAGGUGUAUAAAGGGCUUGACAUAGUCACCAAUAAAGUCACUGAAGAGGAAUGUCGAGGGGUCCCUCACCAUUUGCUAGGGAUCAUGGACCCUAAUGUGGACUUCACGGCAAGUGAUUUUCGACAUCAUGCAUCAAUGGCAAUAGCAUCCACCGUGAGGGCUAAUCGACUUCCGAUCAUAGCCGGAGGGUCCAAUUCAUAUAUCAAGGCUCUAGUGAAUGAUCAUAUUGAAUUUAACUCGAAAUAUGAUUGUUGUUUCCUUUGGGUUGAUUUGUCAUUACGUGUCCUUCAUUCAUUUGUAUCAAAACGGGUUAAUCGAAUGAUGGAGGCAGGUUUAAUUGAUGAGGUAAGAAGAUUUUUUAAUCCAGAAGGCGAUUACACACGAGGGAUUAGACGUGCCAUUGGAGUUCCUGAAAUGCAUCAAUAUUUCAGGGUUGAGUCAAUUGUUGAUGAUAUCACUCGAGCUAGAGUGCUUGAAGCAAGCAUUGAUCAAAUUAAAGCCAAUACUUGUAAAUUGGCAUGCUGCCAAUUACAAAACGUAUUAAGGCUUCAAAACCAACUAAAGUGGGACAUGUACCACCUUGACGCUACCGAAGCAUUUCUGAAACGUGGGGCCGAAUCAGAUGAAGCUUGGGAGAGGCUCGUGGCGGGACCUAGCACCAUGAUCGUGGAGCAAUUCCUUUAUGAACAAGAUUUUGCCCCACCAAUCACCGUCCCAAGAACAUCGGUCGCCCUCGGCUCCACCGGUGCCACUGCUACAGCCGUGGCUGCUGCCGCCCGCUAGAGAAGAUAGUAGGCCUCGUGUGAUGGUGACACGUGACAAGCACAUGACAAAGUAUUUUUUUUUUAUAUAUAUAUAUAAAUUAUGGAAAUCGCUGUCAGGUCGUUAAGUUCCCACAUUUGGCGGCCGUCCAAUUGAGAAGCAUUAUAGAAAUUCGUGCUGGGCUACUAUAACCAAUAUGUCACCCUUUGCACGCGCCUAUUUUUGGUACUGUGGGGUGCGCUGCAUUGGAGUUUUUGUAGGGUCCAAUACAAUUUCUGGUAUAUUAGUCCAAUAAACUGUCUUUGUACCUUAUGGAGAGGGAGAGAGAGUUUGGCUUCUUGGUGUGCCAUAUUUGGACAUGGGCUGUAUUACUUUUGAGAUCGAC